GGGGCUGCGGGUCUCUCAUGCGAGCGGGGUGUUGCUGCUUCUGGGAUCAGAGACGUUUUGGGCCCCAAGUCCCGCCGCCGCCUCCUUCUCCACGCCCCCCCCUUCCUCGCUGCUGCCGCCGCCGCCUCCUCCCCCCGGGCCCCGCUCUCCAUCCUCCUCCUCCUGGGAUCCGGCAGCAGCGAGGCCCUGGUGGUGGCGGCGGCGGAGAGAGGCCCCGGCCCCCGCGGAGACCCCGGCAGGAGUGAGAGACCCCGCCCCCCCGGAAACCCCGGCAGCGAGCGGCGAGAGGCCCGGGCGGCAGUGGCUGUUGGUGACAGCUUACCAAGGUGGCCAGUAAAGUUCUCUCUGAGGAGCCAAAAAGCAGACAGCUCAUGACUUCUGAUCAGGACACUAAAGUUGUGGCUGAACCGCAGGUGCAGCAAGUACAAGAAGUUAAAGACAGUUCUCAUCUAAAAGUUAGUUUAGAUGUGCAAGAAGGCGAUUUGCAAUGUGAGCUCUCCUGUAGUACAACUUCUUUAAACAUGGGUUGCUGCUUCAGUAAAGAACUAACUACCAGCAAAAAUAAUGAAAAAACUGGCCUGUUACAAAAAUCGGUGGAAGAGGAGGCACCAGAAAACAGGAUAAGUAAAACUUUACCUUCAAUUUUAGAAACUGUGGAAAGUAAGGAGCUGCACGCAGCAGAAAAGACAGCUAAUGGGACAGCUGCUUUAGUCAGUAUUGAGUGCAUUCAUACCGAUAAUUGCAUGGAGUCAAAUCCUAAACGUGGGUUCUGGGGUAGAAAAACAAAGUAUCCUUCAUACAGAAGUGUGGAGAACACUGACAGUGAGCAAGUCACUAAAAGAAAGUAUAACAGACCUUUUAACUUUUUUCUUUCAUUUAGUCAUAUCCUAAAGGUCUUUAAAAGAUAUGAAAAUUUGGAAAAGAGUAAAGAAAAGGAAGACUGGGAUGGCAGUGAAAGAAUAAUUGAAAAUACCAAUAGGAAUACUCAGUGUGUGAACAAUACAGAAAUCUCUCAAUGUAAUAGUCAUAAUGGAAAUAAAUAUAUUCUAGCCAGAGAGCCAUGUUCAUUGGAUUGUAUUUCUUCUUCAUGGAAACCGGUGGCUCUAGACCAAGGCUCACAGGAAGAAACUUUGGUAAAUAUGAGUUAUCUGGAAUAUUACCCAGUUAAAUGUGAAUAUUCGCGAACACAGAAUGAAAUAAUGGAGAAUGUUCAAGACAACAGUCGUGACAGCCAUAGAAAGAUUUCAGAUACAUCAUGCAGACAAACAGCAGUUCCAGCUUUUACCUAUAUUGAUAUAGACCAUAGACAACAUAGACGAGAGGAGUUUUAUAGUAUUUGUAUUGUAGAUGCUGAAGAUCUGAAAAUGGAUGAAGAGAUGCCAGCUACUGAGCAUGGAGCGAUUGCAGCAGACGUAGAUAAUUCAGCUGUUACAGUUGAAGGAAUGUGCAAUGUGGUAUGCCCUCUAGACACUAGGAAAGAAUUUCCAAUCCUGCAGUCAGCACAAGUAGAAGCAGAGUUUAAUACACAGAAAGAACCCUCUGUAGGUGAAGAAGAGCAUAGGUCAAUCCUGCAAAAAAAUGAAACAAAGGAGUAUGGUCAUAUGGAUGUCCAAUCAUCUUAUAACGACUUACUGGAUAGCAGCUGUCAGACAUAUAAGCUAAAUAUGGACACUAUAGCAACAGAUGGUUUAAGAGCACUAGUAUAUGAUGAGUUUCCUGAAAAUAGAAUUCAAGGAUUGGAUACACUAGAUAGUAAUGUCAGUUUGAAUGAAUCAAUUAAUAGAAACAAUGAGUCUGUAAAAUUUGUGAAUGCUCUCGGAGAAGAAUAUUCUUAUUCAAAAAGUGUGAAACGUGUUGACAGCUCCACUUCUGACCUCUUAUUGGCUUUAAAUGCUAAAGAAUAUAAUUCAGGAAAGACUGAGAGAAAUUGUAACACUGAGACCACACCAUUUCAUUUAAGUGAACAUUUACUGAAAACUGAAAAGGAAGCAAAUACUAAACAAAAGUUAGAUGAUACUAUAGGUAACUUAUGUUUCCACUUAGAAUGUCACAAAAUAGACAGUGAUUCCUUUUCAGUGAAACAAGAUCUCGAAAACCUUAGCCAAGAGGAUUCCCUACUAAAGCCAGAAAGUCAGCUAAAUUCUAGUGAGAAAACAAACAAAUUUCAGACAAUGUACUGUGAAUUUAGAAAAGAGGCGCCUUUUACUACUUGUGAACGUGACAGUAAAUUGGAACAGCUCCUGGAAGAUGAAGAGAAAUACGCAGAUGAAAUUUUGUGUAACUUGGAAAAUGCUUUGGUUGCAAACAUGAUUGAAGUGCCCUCAAAAUUGAAGAGUGUGUUAGAUUUUCAAACUGAUAUGAAAGGCAGCACUGAAACAAAAAUGUCAAAUGUUUUAAGUCCUAAUACCAUGGAAGAUGACAAUCAUGUGAGCAUCAUUGGGCAAACUCCCUCAUAUCAAGCAGAUAACAUUCGUGUGGAAACUGGUUGUCUGAGGACUUCAUUAAGGGUAAGAAAUCAUACUUUAGCAUCUUGCAAACCACAUAACAUAAGUACACAUGCAAUAAUCCGAAAGGAAAACUGUCUAGAAUGUCAGCUUUCACCAGCACUGCCAGAAAAUAAAGGUAAAUUAUAUGACUAUUCCAGUUCAUUUAACAAAAACAGUAUUUCCUCUGUAUCUUUGCUGGCAUAUUCAAAUGUGAAUAAAAUGGACUUGAAUUAUAAACAAGAUGAACUAUGGGAUAAAUGUUCAUUCCAUGCAAUGGAAAAUGAAUUGAGUGCUGGGACUGACCCUGCCAGAUUAACAGGUGGUGGUGUAGAAAUGGUAAAACAGCCAAAACUAGAAAUGCAUCAACGGGAGACUGUUAAUAAUGAAACAGAAAAUAGUGAGCCAGAUUCUGAAGUUACCAUUUUUGAUCGUGACAGUAAUACACUAAGUCUCAAUAGAGACUUAAUGCACAAUCAGAAUGUUUUCUCAGUUAUGCAUGAUAGACCUGUAACUUUGGAAGACUAUACAGAUGAUAGAUUAAAAAUGGGGAACAGCUUCAGAAAUCAUGAAAGAGCUAGUAAUCAUAUAUUUGGAUCUCCGAGCUGUCUGUCUCCAUCAAGUCAAAGAUCCUAUUCAGAUGUUCUUCAGAAACAAGUGAGAAAGUGUGAUGUGAUAGGUAACUGUGACGAUACAGAAUUAGAAUCAGUUUACAUUAAAAGGCCUACUGAACCUUCAGCUGAAGAACUUUCAGAAACUUAUGAAAAAUGUCUUUCAGAUCUACAGGAACCAGAAUUUCAAAGGGGUGAAGAAAAUCUGUGUCUCAAUCCGUCAAAAGAAGAAAAUGUUGAUGUUCCUAAUACAUCAACUGACCAUGCAGAAGCACAAACCAGUGAGAAUAUAAAGUGGUUGGGAACAAAGAACACUGAAUCUGAAAACAGCAGUUGUAUUCUAGAUGCUGAGAUGAAAAGUUUGAAAACUAUUUCCACUGCAAAUCACGAACAGACUGAAACUUGUGAUCUGAACUCAACUGAUAAAGAUUUUUGUGGGGUUUUUACUGACCCAGGGCAGGUAGAUAGAUAUGCUGCUACUCCUUCAUAUGAAUUAUCUAAUGUCCCAGUUGGUGCUAGAGAACUUCAGCAAGGCAAUGAGAGGUGUGUUUUAGAUCUGAUGGAAGAUAUUUUGAAUGAAUCAGAAAAUACCUGUAAACUAGAUACACAAAAUUCCCAAGAUGGAAUGGGUUCACAGUUCUUAACUCUGCAGACUGAUAAUGCUGAUUUAACAAAUCAGAUUUUUUCUGACACCAUUUUUAGUGGUAAUAGUGAAUAUCUGAUGGGCUAUUUAUGGAAUACUGCUACUUCUAAUACAGUUACGGAGAAUGACAGACAACACAUAACUAAUGAGAAUUUCCAGAACCAGCCUCAAGAUUUGACAGUUUCUUCAUUUGCUGUAGAAAGAGAUCCUUAUCAGUUACUAGUAGCAAAAAAUGGUGAUAUUUGGGGAUGGCAAGAUGAAGAAUUUGAGUCAACCAAGGUUUCUGAGUUAAAUCCUAAUGCAAAGGUAUGGGGGAAUCAUAUGUUACAUUUGGAAGCUAGUGGUGCCACUGAUGGUAGCGUGAACAAAACCUGGGAAGAAAUACCUGACCAUCCUCCAGAUUCCUGCAAAGAAGGACUGGAUGCCAAUGGUGAUGGUGACAAAAAGCAGCAAAAUGCAGUGUUAACAGAACUGCAAGAGCCAACGCUAACAGUUCCAGGGUCGGACCAAAGAGAGAUGAACCCUUUGGCUCUAGAUAAUUCAGAGUAUGAAUCGAUACAUGAAACCACCCAGACAGGUAGGAAAAUACUGGCUUACAGAUACCUUAGAGAAGAAGUGAAAACUUUCCAAGGAAAACCAAUUAAGGCAAGGAUAAAAGCAAAGGCAAUAGCUAUAAAUACAUUUUUGCCAAAGAAUGGAUAUAGACCUCUGGACAUGAACCUCUACACACAACAGCGUUAUACAGCAUCCUUUUAUUUACCUCCAGUAUACAGUCCCCAACAGCAGUUUCCUCUUUACAGCUUAAUUGCCCCACAGACCUGGUCUACUACGCACAGCUAUCUUGAUCCAACAUUGGUAACGCCAUUUCCCAAUGCUGGAUUUAUCAAUGGCUUUACAUCACCAACCUUCAAGCCCCCUGCUUCUCCAUUGACUUCACUCAGACAGUAUCCUCCCAGAAGCAGGAAUCCUAGCAAAUCACAUCUACGGCACACCAUACCCAAUGCAGAAAGGGGACCUGGGCUUCUAGACAGUCCUACAAUAUUCAACUUUUCUGCUGAUCGUUUAAUUAAUGGUGUCAGGAGUCCACAGACAAGGCAGCCGGGGCAAAACAGGACACGGAUGCAAAAUACUACUACAAGUUAUACCAAGAGGGAUAUAGGAACUGGACGAAUGGAACAGACUAAUAUUGACUCUUCCCCUGGCUUAGGAAGAGGAAGGAAAAAUUCAUAUGGCUAUCGAAAGAAAAGGGAGGACAAGUUUACAAGAGGUCAAACGCAGUCUCCGCCACCUCCAAAGCCUCCAUCUCCUAGUUUUGAAUUGGGAUUAUCUAGCUUCCCUCCAUUACCUGGGGCUGCAGGCAAUUUGAAGACUGAAGACUUGUUUGAAAACAGACUGUCCAGUGUCAUAAUGGGAACGUCAAAGGAAAGAAACCUAAAUGUGGAUGCAAGUACAAACACUAUUCCAUCAGGAAUUCCUCGAGAGCCAUUGUUGCCAGCGUCUCCUGCUCUGUCUGGGACGUUUGAAAGGUCUCCUUCCCCAUCCCAGUCUCCUGAUGACUCCAAGGUUGUCGACAAGCAGCAGAGAGAGACACAAAGUAUGGAAAGACUUUCUUCCACGCUCAGUACUGCAUGUAAAUCAGUACAAGUCAAUGGGGCUGCCAUAGAACUACGAAAACCUAGUUAUGCAGAGAUUUGCCAGAGAACAACUAAGGAUCCACCUACGUUGCAGCCCCAGAAAGAACAGAAGCCAAACACUGUAGCUUGUGGGAAAGAUGAAAGAAAACCCACAGAAACAAUAGAGAAAAACAGAGAACCCCCUCCCACAAAGUCAAAUCCAGGACAGCCCAAAGACCAGAGGAGACAGUCAGGGCGCAGAUCGCCCCCUCCAGCUGUUGGGAAACGUUUAAAUAAAGAACAGAACACCCCCCCAAAGUCUCCUCAGUGAAACUAAUGCUUGGGAGGGGGUUGAAAAGAGUUCUACUUCCCACAAAUUAAAACCCAUGUUCCCACUCAGAGUACAGAGAAUGAGUUGCUGGUUAGGGAGCUUGCAGUGCUGCUAGGCAUAUAGAAUGCCUGCAAGUUUUUUCUUCUAUGAAAUAAUUUUUUACCCUCUUGAGCAAACAUUCUAUUUUUCCAGGAUUUAAUUGAUCUAAACCUUAUAUUUAGGUUGGUGCUUAACUGGAGGUGAUGCUUAGUCUGAUUAUUUUCAAGAUAGAAAAUGUGUUAUCUUAAAAAAUCAAUUUUUUUAUCAAGCCUCCUUAUGGCAAUAUGAAUACAAGCUCAAUAUAGUGAGUAUUCCUGAACUAUUAAGCAGAACUGUGCUGCUGCAAUUUUUUAAUAAACUGGUCUGCAAGUAACUAUAUCUCUAAAAUGUCCAAAAGACUGAUAAUGGCAGCUAGCGUAGAGCAUGAAAAAAAGUAUAUCGUACAAAAUAGUAUGAAUAUGACCUUGAGGAUUUUUUUAUUGGGCUGCUGUUCCAAGUAUCAGUUAAUAAACUUGCACUUUUAGGUUAAACUAAUAGUUGAUUAUAGCAUUUUUUUAAAACUAAUCUUUUUUGAUGUCUUCUGCAAAAAAAAGUAAGUCCUCCAGAGAGCACCAAUAGAGAUUUUCUAAAAUAUUUAUGUUCGGAUGUACUGCAAGCAAGUAACCAGCUUCUCACUCCAGAAUAAAAUGAAUACUAUAAUUUCCAAAUACAAAGCACAUUGUGAAUAGAAAAAAAAUUGAGGUUGUGAGCUUCUAUAGUGGUGAAGCCUGCUAAUGGCUGUUAUCACAAGAAAGCACAGUAGUGUUCUUGUGAUGAUCUAAACUUCCCCCUCACCAGGAUGGAGUUAACUAGUCAUUACUGUACUUUCUAGUUUAUCCCUGUGCUCAGUGUAGACUUUUUUUAACUUGGCCCCAAGUGCUCUUUGAAAGAGUUCAUAUCUUAGUCAGCCUAGUGUUGACGUCUUCCUGUAACUACAAGCAUUGGCAUGUGGAUUUAAAUUUUUCAAACCUUGAGAUAAUGGUAUUUGUUUUUUGUGGUGGAGGAAGAGAUCCCUGCUAUUUACCUCUGGGAUGAGGUUUCUCACACUUGUAUUUACUUUAGAAGUGAUGCGCUUUCUGAAGGACAAGGAUGCACUAAAUUAGCAAGCUUCUAAUAAAGUUGAAUAUAAAUUAUUUUUGUUUUAAAAUGCCUAAAAAUUUUCUUUAAGUGUUUAAAUAGCAGGCAGUUCAGAUAAACCUCUUUCCUGCUGAAUAUAACAGUACAGUUUAUUCCACAAAAAUGUUUGUUUAAACAACUGAUUUUUUUAAAGAAUUAUUUCCAUCCAAUAUUUAAAGACUUGAAUUUUAUUUAAACUUGAAAAUGACUUUGCCUUAACUUUUGUAUAAGACAGCUUAGAGUUAAUGAAGUCUGACCCCCUUAAGGGUUAGCAUGAGUUAAUUACAGAAUUACUCAGUUACAGUAUGUAUCUAUUGUCACUGGUCUUACUGGGUAAACAUACUGUAGUACAGGAACUAGCAGCAGUUUUUGUAAUAUACCUUAAAGAUCUUAAACAGUUGAUCUUUUUCAGAUUGUUGAAAAAUCUGUAAAUGCAAAUAGUCAAUACUGUAUUAAAUAUGUGCACUUGGAAGUGUGUGCUUUGCUUGUACAGUUGUAAAUAAUCAGAACAUAUAAAAAGGUACCCUAAAGAAAAAAAAUCUGAUAAAAAUUAUUGAUAUAUUAUAAAUGUUGCUGUUGAGCUGGAUGUAGAUAAACUAAAUGUUGUGGUUUGAAUAUUACUUUAAUUUGUUGUUUUUUGUUUUUUAUUUUAUUCUGGUGUGCUGAACUGACUCUGCCUCUUCACUGCAAAAGGGAAAUGGAAAGAAAGUCUUAUUUCAAAGCCCUCAAAUGUUUUCAUAAUAGUCUCUCUAAAAGUGUGCAUUUCAACCAAUAGGUGUUCCGUAACAUAAUGUAAAUAGCAAACUCUGGCAGUCUAGCGGUUCAGCUGAAAUUUUAAAAAUCCCAGUAAUAAAAUCAAAUAAAUUCAUUGGGAUAAUAGUUCAAAUCACCAGGAAAAAACACCCUGAAGCUUAUUUGACCAUCUCUUCCAGGGAGAGUAUCCAUGCUUACGUAGAUGGAUAAUGAGCUUGACUAUGGCUGUGUGUAAAAAUAAAUAAAAAAAAUAAAUAAAAAGUGUAAAAGUAGCAGUUAAUUUCCUAGCAAUUUUUAUACUGCAGACAUCUGAUAGCAAUGAGUUGACCUUUUAAAUCCAGCCUGCUGUGUACUGCAGAGUUGGUUAACAUGGGCAAGAUGGGAUUUGUUUGUUCCUUGGUUAAAAAGCACACUUUGAAUUCUGUUGGAGGAGAUAGGACUCUGACAACAGUGAACAUCACCAAAAUUUAGAAACCAGUUCUGUCAUUGGAUUUUAAUACUUAUCCUUUCCCCAGUGGGCAGUGAAAAUGGCAGCUAGACUUGUAUAUGGUUUAGGCCAGCUGUGUGAUUUGUUGUUUGCCUGCUGAAAGUAUAAACCUCAACAGCUGCAAACAAUACAAAAUGGUCACUUACAGCAACAGUGUACAGCUAAUCAUAAUAGCCAACUGGGACAUAAGGUAAUAUAUUGAGACCAGCGGAUUGUGUUGUGCUGUUCUAAUGUAUUCUGCUGCCAUUUGUACUAGGUCAAUACACUGUAAUUACUGCUUACCCAGCAACAGUCUGUUGCAACAGGAGUUUAAACCUUGCUCUGAUGUGGUUUUAUAGCUUUUUAAAAAUAAGCAAAAGUGACCUGCCAAGUAGCUGUAUAUAAUAUACAAAAACUUAUCUUUGCUGCAUUUACUUUGAGAUUUUUCCACUCAGUGACAAAAUGGACUUUCAGAGUAGAAAGUUGUGAUGUUGCAUGCAGACUGUUGCUAUGGUUCCUAUAGCUAUUAACAUGUGGCUUUUAAAAAGUUAAAAGGAAAAAAUCUUCCCAGAAAGCAGUAUCUGAGUUACAGGUUCAGAGAUAAAGUAAUUAAAAUUGGCAUUUUAACUUGUAGGAUUGUGUGGUGAUGCUUUUCAUUUGGAAGUAUAAAACAAGUUAACACAGGAUUUGAGACUUUUGUUCCAGGAAUGUAUUUGAAACAAAAGUUGGUUUUGAGACAUAAUGUGAAUUUCAUUUCAGAUCAGUCCCCACCAUGACAUCAUAAUUUGCCACUUAGAAAUCAGUGGAAAGUGGCAAACUUUUAUGUUGCUGCAUUAUCUUCUGAAGAUUCAGCAGUUAAUAUGGAAAGGCCCUUGUUUGUGGGUGCGAUGCAGUGUAUCACAAGCAACAGCUGACUGUAAUGGUGCAUACCUAUCUCUAUAUCUCCUUCAGCUAGCGACGGUUAGGGAUUUUUAUGUGCUUUGUAACCUAUUACACUAAUAGCAGCAGACAAUCGAAGACUUUCAAGGAGAGCUAACAGCUGCCAAUUCAUGACAUAGAAGUGUAAUAUGGAAGCUUUUUUGAGGGUUUUUGUUUUUGUUCUACUUCUUCCAUUAAGACUGGAAUCAAGCUUACAUGUAAACUAUUGGUAAUUUAAGUUUCCUUUUGUGUCAUAAAAUGUAAAACUGUCUAAUUUGAAAAAUAUGUAGGUUAUGAAAAAUAAAGAUUUAGGCACUGUUGAAUUCUU
This is a messenger RNA of Terrapene triunguis (Three-toed box turtle), 9340 nucleotides long. It is a transcript of the gene LARP4B, whose product is annotated as La ribonucleoprotein domain family member 4B. The coding region runs from base 372 to 5681 and encodes 1769 amino acids. The record is from RefSeq and is a predicted model, not a curated record. Gene Ontology annotation, cellular component: cytosol; cytoplasmic stress granule. Gene Ontology annotation, biological process: positive regulation of translation. Lineage: Eukaryota; Metazoa; Chordata; Testudines; Emydidae. Gene Ontology annotation, molecular function: mRNA 3'-UTR binding. The transcript has 15 exons.